CAACAACAACAACUCGACAACAGUCACACCAGACCUCUUACCAUAUGGGUAGUGUAGUUUGCUCAACGGACACCGCAGCCGACCAUUAUUCACAGACAUUUAUCAAGGAAUACAUUAACCAGAAGCCCCCGGGGCGGUCGCACUGAGCUACGCAAGGAAUCAUGAAUUACGCUCGGUUUCUGACAGCUGUUAGUGCAGCCAGAAAGCCUUCACCCAUCAGGAUGCUGACCGAGCUGCAGCAGCGGUCGCCUCCGUCUCUAAUCUCUCUGGCCGGAGGGGCGCCGAACCCCAACACCUUCCCCUUCCAGUCAGCGUCCAUCACGGUGAAGAAUGGACAAACAGUCACCUUCGAUGAAGCUGCGAUGAAGAGGGCUCUGCAGUACUCUGCCUCGAAUGGAAUCCCUGAGCUGCUGACGUGGAUGAAAAACCUGCAGAAGAACCUGCACAGUCCACCGACCGCCAGCUACACCCCUGAGAACGGCCAGAUGGACAUGUGUGUGACGACGGGGAGCCAGGAGGGGCUCUGUAAGGUGUUUGAGAUGUUGGUCAACCCUGGAGACAACGUUCUGCUUGAUGCACCCACGUAUUCAGGCACGCUGGCAGCGCUUCAGCCGCUCGGUUGCAACUUAAUCAACGUUCCUAGCGAUCAACACGGCAUGAUACCUGCGGCCCUGAAGAAGGUCUUAUCUCAGUGGGACCCCUCAGAGGUGCACACGCCUGGCAGCACUGCCCCCAAAAUCCUCUACACCAUCCCCAACGGAGGGAACCCCACCGGUGCCUCCAUGACGGUUCAGAGAAAGAAAGAAGUGUACGAGCUGGCCAGGCAGUACGACAUGCUCAUCAUCGAGGACGACCCGUACUAUUUCCUGCAGUUUGACAAGCCGUGGGCCCCCACGUUUCUCUCCAUGGACGUUGACGGGAGGAUCAUCAGGACCGACUCUUUCUCUAAGAUCUUGUCUUCAGGGCUGAGGAUAGGUUUUGUGACCGGUCCCAAACCGCUGGUGGACCGGGUGGUGCUGCACAUCCAGGCCUCAACGAUGCACACUAGUACCUUCACACAGCUCAUGGUGUCUCAGUUGUUGCACAGCUGGGGACAAGAGGGUUUCCUCCAGCACAUAGACAGGGUGAUUGAGUUUUACAGGAAACAACGUGAUGCCAUGAUCAGCUCUGCAGACAAGUGGCUCAAAGAUGUAGCAGAGUGGCACAGCCCAUCAGCAGGCAUGUUCCUGUGGAUCAAGCUAAAGGCCAUCGCUGAUACUCAACAGCUGAUUAUGGAGAAGGCGUUGGAGAAGGAGGUGCUGCUGGUUCCCGGAGGCGUCUUCAUGAUCAACAGUAGUGACCCCUGUCCCUACGUCAGAGCGGCCUUUUCUCUUUCCACACCAGCACAGAUUGAUGAGGCUUUCAAACGACUCUCCUCACUCAUCAAAGACGCUUUGUGAUGAGAAGUUUAUUUUUCCCUGACAGAUGAUGUAUUUUUUCUAACUUAUUGUCGAGGGCUUUUAUAUUGAAAUAUAUUAUUGAGUUUAAAUAUAUUUUAAUAUUUUGUUACCUCUGACUAUAUGUAAACCACAGUCAAAAGUUUAGAAAAAUGUUUUCAAUGCAUGUCUAUUCAACAUGGGGCUUAUCAUUGAAAACCCUUUGGAGCAAUGACAAAAGAAGUAGUCUCAUAAUUUGUUGCUCCAUCGUUGCACUACACAGUGAUGUUGUUUUUAACUUUUCCAUGUACAAAAAUAAAUAAUAGCUUAUAAUUAUUCUGUAUUUUGUCUUGUGAGUCUACAUGUUUCUGCUCCACUAAAAC
Seriola dumerili (greater amberjack) is the source of this 1798-nucleotide messenger RNA. It is a transcript of the gene aadat, whose product is annotated as aminoadipate aminotransferase. The record is from RefSeq and is a predicted model, not a curated record. Gene Ontology annotation, molecular function: L-kynurenine:2-oxoglutarate transaminase activity; pyridoxal phosphate binding. Gene Ontology annotation, biological process: biosynthetic process. The transcript has 15 exons. Lineage: Eukaryota; Metazoa; Chordata; Actinopteri; Carangiformes; Carangidae. The coding region runs from base 162 to 1439 and encodes 425 amino acids.